ACCUCAAUUUCCAAGUCUUUGUGUGUGUGGAAGCUAUACACAAGAAGAAUCAAAUUUUGCGUUCACAUGCUUUGUGGAAUUUGAAAAUACAACCCCAAGAAAACGCACACCAUAUUGAAUUGUAUCUUCUGCACUUUGUUAUUCUGUGGGAAUAGAAGAGAAACAACAAUAGUCCUCAGGGAUGCAUGGCUUUGGAAGUGAGAGGCCUCCUCACCUAAACAGAGAGGGGAGAAAGAGAAAUGAUGCUGUGGAAAACGGUCUUCAAUCAGACCUUGAGCAUGGAGAUGCAGUACCGGCUGCAAAUGUCGGGUUUGGUAGAGUACUAGCACUUGCAAAGCCUGAUACAGGAAAAUUGAUCCUCGCUACGGUUGCUCUAUUGAUCGCAUCCACGUCAAGUAUAUUGAUUCCAAAAUUUGGUGGGAAAGUAAUUGACAUUGUGUCGAGAGAUAUCCAAACACCUCAACAGAAAGAUGAAGCAUGGGACGAAGUCAAGAACACCAUACUAUAUAUCUUUCUGAUUGUCAUAGUCGCGUCGAUUUGCACAGCACUUCAGGCAUGGUUGUUUUCUUCAGCUAGCGAAAGGGUUGUUGCACGGUUGAGAAAUAACUUGUUCAGUCACCUCAUUCACCAAGAAAUAGCCUUCUUUGACAUUACCCGAACCGGGGAACUCCUAAGUAGGCUAUCUGAAGACACACAGAUCAUAAAAAAUGCAGCAACUACCAAUCUCUCUGAGGCCCUAAGGAGUCUUUCUACUUCAGUGAUCGGUCUUGCAUUCAUGUUUGCAACAUCUUGGAAAUUAACAUUAUUAUCUUUGGUUAUUGUUCCGGCCAUCUUUAUUGCUAUCCACCAAUUUGGUCGCUUUUUGCGUGAACUAUCUCACAACACUCAAUCCGCUGCUGCUGUUGCUGCCUCAAUUGCUGAGGAAACUUUUGGUGCCAUACGCACAAUGAGAUCUUUUGCUCAGGAAGAAUAUGAAAUUUCACGCUAUGCAAAGAAAGUUGAUGAGACAUUAAAUCUUGGACUUAAACAAGCUAAAGUAGUUGGAUUGUUCUUUGGAGGUCUAAAUGCAGCAUCAUCACUAGUUAUUGUAGUAGUUAUCUAUGGAGCCUAUCUAACAAUCCAUGGCUUUAUGACCUCGGGUGAUCUUACAUCCUUCAUUCUUUACAGCCUCACAGUGGGAUUAUCGGUAUCUGGACUAUCUGGAUUAUACACAAUAGCAAUGAAAGCUGCAGGAGCUAGUAGGCGGGUUUUCCAGCUUCGGGAUCGCGUCUCAUCGAUGCCAAAAUCAGGAAACAAGUGUCCUUUGGGUGGUCAAGAUGCGGAAGUGGAGUUAGAUGAUGUCUGGUUUGCCUAUCCCUCACGACCAAAUGAUAUGGUGCUCAAUGGAAUAACAUUAAAACUGCAGCCUGGUUCAAAGGUUGCUCUGGUCGGUCCAAGUGGUGGUGGGAAGACCACUAUAGCAAACUUGAUUGAAAGGUUUUAUGACCCUAUCAAAGGAAAGAUUUUGGUGAAUGGCGUUCCUUUAGUAGAGAUAUCCCAUGAACACCUACACAGAAAUAUUAGCAUAGUGAGCCAGGAGCCCAUUCUGUUCAACUGUUCCAUUGAGGAGAACAUUGCUUAUGGAUUGGACGGCAAAGCAAGCAGUGUUGAUGUGGAAAAUGCAGCUAAAAUGGCGAAUGCCGAUGAAUUCAUAUCCAAAUUCCCCGAAAAAUACCAAACCUUUGUUGGAGAACGCGGGGUGAGGCUUUCAGGAGGUCAGAAACAGAGAGUAGCAAUUGCAAGAGGUCUUCUAAUGAACCCAAGAAUUCUCCUCUUAGACGAAGCCACGAGUGCUCUUGAUGCUGAAAGCGAAUACCUAGUCCAAGAUGCUAUGGAUUCGCUGAUGAAGGGAAGGACGGUUCUAGUUAUCGCGCAUAGGCUCUCGACUGUCAAAAGUGCAGACAUUGUCGCGGUUGUUUCUGAUGGUCAAGUGGUUGAAAGUGGCACUCAUGACGAGCUCCUCGACAAAGAUGGUGUCUAUACUGCAUUGGUGAGGAGACAACUGCAAGGAUCCAAAACUUGAACCAAGUUUCAAUGAUUUAGGUUUCUAUGAAGAUUGAAGAACGUGGAGGGGAAGUUUAUGGAUUGGUAAAAGAUUAAUGCAGAUAAUUUUAUAUACUUUUUACAUGCCAAACUAUCUCAUUAUGCUUCUUGCAACUAGAAAUUUGAGUGUUUGAAUGAUUAUAUUUGUUUUGAAAAUUUAUUUUACUUCUUGUUUAAAAAAAACAAAAAUGUUAAAUAUAAAAAAAAUUAAUUGGCAAUG
Molecule: messenger RNA, 2302 nt
Organism: Camellia sinensis
Lineage: Eukaryota; Viridiplantae; Streptophyta; Magnoliopsida; Ericales; Theaceae
Source: RefSeq, a predicted model, not a curated record